AAAAACACACAACUCCUUUUCAAAAUUAAACUUACAACGAAAUGGCCGGCAUUGAAGGUUCUCCCGGCAGCUCGAUGCACGGGGUCACCGGCAGGGAGCCCGUGCACGCCUUCUCCGUGGCGUCCCCGAUUGUUCUGACGGACACCACGGCGAAGUUCGAUCUGCCGGUGGACUCGGAGCACAAGGCGAAGCAAUUCAAGCUGUUCUCGUUCGCGGCUCCUCACAUGAGGACGUUCCAUCUCUCGUGGAUCUCCUUCUUCACCUGCUUCGUGUCGACGUUCGCGGCGGCGCCGCUGGUGCCGAUCAUCCGAGACAACCUGAACCUGACGAAGAGCGACAUCGGGAAUGCCGGGGUGGCGUCGGUGUCGGGGAGUAUCUUCUCGAGGCUGGUGAUGGGGGCGGUGUGCGACCUGCUGGGCCCGCGCUACGGCUGCGCGUUUCUCGUGAUGCUCUCGGCGCCCACCGUCUUCUGCAUGUCCUUCGUGUCGUCGGCGGGGGGCUACGUGGCGGUGCGCUUCAUGAUCGGCUUCUCGCUCGCGACGUUCGUGUCGUGCCAGUACUGGAUGAGCACCAUGUUCAACAGCAAGAUCAUCGGCACCGUCAACGGCACCGCCGCCGGCUGGGGGAACAUGGGCGGCGGCGCCACGCAGCUCAUCAUGCCCGUGCUCUACGACAUCAUCAGGAACGCGGGGUCCACCCCCUUCACCGCGUGGAGGAUCGCCUUCUUCAUCCCCGGGUGGCUCCACGUCAUCAUGGGGAUCCUCGUCAUGACUUUAGGGCAGGACCUGCCCGACGGCAACCUCAGCGCCCUCCAGGAGAAGGGCGAAGUCGCCAAGGACCAAUUUGGCAGGGUGCUGUGGUACGCGGUCACCAACUACAGGACAUGGAUCUUCGUGCUCCUCUACGGCUACUCCAUGGGAGUCGAGCUGUCCACGGACAACGUCAUCGCGGAGUACUUCUACGACAGAUUCGACCUGAAGCUCCAUCUCGCCGGAAUCAUCGCAGCCACAUUCGGGAUGGCCAACCUCCUCGCCCGCCCCUUCGGGGGAUUUGCGUCCGAUUACUCGGCCAAAUAUUUCGGAAUGAGGGGAAGGCUGUGGACGCUGUGGAUCCUCCAGACCACGGGCGGCGUCUUCUGCCUUCUCCUGGGGAGGGCCGAUUCGCUUCCCAUAGCCGUGGCGUUCAUGAUCAUCUUCUCCAUCGGAGCUCAGGCGGCGUGCGGAGCCACCUUCGGGGUGAUCCCCUUCGUCUCCCGGAGAUCACUGGGAGUGAUCUCCGGGCUGGCCGGGGCGGGAGGGAACUUCGGGUCGGGACUGACGCAGCUGCUCUUCUUCUCGACGUCGAAAUACACGACGGAGAUGGGGUUGGAGUAUAUGGGGAUAAUGAUAAUAUGCUGCACGCUGCCGGUGAUGUUGGUGCAUUUCCCGCAGUGGGGGAGUAUGUUUUUCCCUCCCAACAAGAAGGCCUCAGAGGAGCACUACUACACCUCUGAGUACAACGAGGAGGAGGUGCAGAAGGGUAUGCACCACAAAAGCCUCAAGUUCGCCGAGAACAGCCGCUCCGAGCGUGGCAACCGCAUCGCCUCCGCCGGAACCCCACCCAACGCAACUCCCAACUAUGUUUGAUCUCAUGCAAUAAUCCAAGGAAGAACAUCAACUUACACAGUUAUAAUGCAUUUCAUUUUCCCUGUGAUCAAUUACUCCAUUGAUCAAUAUGUAUCCCAAAUUUUCGAAUUCUUAGGCUCUGAGUCAUUGAAACUGGAAUGAACAAGUCCAGAUCACUGUCUGACGAUUUGUUGUAUUUUUAAAGUCAGAUAAUGAAUAUAUAAAAGAAAAAGAUGCAUCACAUUAGAUUCC
Salvia miltiorrhiza (redroot sage) is the source of this 1856-nucleotide messenger RNA. Its product is annotated as high-affinity nitrate transporter 2.1-like. Gene Ontology annotation, molecular function: nitrate transmembrane transporter activity. Bases 42 to 1625 code for a protein of 527 amino acids. The transcript has 2 exons. The record is from RefSeq and is a predicted model, not a curated record. Gene Ontology annotation, biological process: cellular response to nitrate; nitrate transmembrane transport. Lineage: Eukaryota; Viridiplantae; Streptophyta; Magnoliopsida; Lamiales; Lamiaceae. Gene Ontology annotation, cellular component: plasma membrane; plant-type vacuole membrane.